CUCCUAAUAAUCAGGAAAAAAUUAAACAUUUUUGAUAACCACAUGGAAUAAAUACAAAAUACUUAGUUUUAAAGUCCAAAGAACUGGCAACAUUUUAAAAACAAUUCUUUAGUCUUUGCCUUUUCUUUGACAAGUGUCACUUAUUCCAUAAAUUGUCUUUCUCUUUUCGGCGGGCCGUGUUAGCGGAACAAGGUGAUUUUCAAUAAUUUUGUUGUAUUGUUUUUAAUUAUUGAAGUUGUGAAAUAAGUGCUGAGUUACUUGUAUUAUUACAUCUAGUAUUGUGAGUCGUAAUUAGAGCGAUAAAUAUUUUAUAGUUUCUAAGAUGAAAGUGGAUUUUGUGAAUAUAACCUGUAAAUGCCUUAGAGUAGAUCAUAGCGAUUUCUUAAUAAAUUGUUAUGAGUGGACAAUUAGGCUAUAUAAACGCCAUGAGCCUAGAUUCCCAAGUGUAUAAGCUUAUCGGAAUAAUAGGCGUUGGGCACUUGCAACGGUUUGUGGCUACAAACUCCUCUUUACUGAUACCACGACUCAUCGCCAAAUAACAGCUCGCCAAGAUGGUGAACAACAGAGUACCGUCGGUAUUCUCCAAAACCUACGUGACGCCUCGUCGUCCCUUCGAGAAGGCACGUCUCGACCAGGAGUUGAAGAUCAUCGGAGAGUAUGGUCUGCGCAACAAGCGUGAGGUAUGGCGUGUCAAGUACACGCUUGCCCGUAUCCGUAAGGCUGCCCGUGAGCUGCUUACCCUCGAAGAGAAGGACCCCAAGAGGUUGUUCGAAGGUAAUGCGCUUCUGCGUCGUCUUGUCAGGAUCGGAGUGUUGGAUGAGAAACAGAUGAAGCUCGAUUAUGUGCUUGGUCUGAAGAUCGAGGACUUCUUGGAGCGCCGUCUUCAAACCCAGGUGUUCAAGGCUGGUCUCGCCAAGUCCAUCCAUCAUGCCCGUAUCCUCAUUAGACAGAGGCACAUCCGUGUACGCAAACAAGUGGUGAACAUCCCAUCAUUCAUUGUUCGCCUGGACAGUGGCAAACACAUUGACUUCUCCCUGAAGUCGCCCUUCGGUGGCGGCAGGCCCGGACGUGUCAAGAGGAAGAACCUCCGCAAGGGACAGGGUGGCGGUGCCGCUGCUGAUGAGGAGGAGGAUUAGACAAUAAAUGACGUUUAUUAUCUAAA
Messenger RNA from Spodoptera exigua (beet armyworm), 1162 nucleotides. Lineage: Eukaryota; Metazoa; Arthropoda; Insecta; Lepidoptera; Noctuidae. The record is from the annotation of a GenBank genome assembly.